Messenger RNA from Rhopalosiphum maidis (corn leaf aphid), 2706 nucleotides. Its product is annotated as cilia- and flagella-associated protein 57-like. The record is from RefSeq and is a predicted model, not a curated record. The transcript has 12 exons. Gene Ontology annotation, molecular function: protein binding. The coding region runs from base 1 to 2706 and encodes 901 amino acids. NCBI's taxonomy places the organism in Eukaryota, Metazoa, Arthropoda, Insecta, Hemiptera, Aphididae.
AUGACUGAGUCGUGGGGAUUGGUUCAUAGAGUUCUAAUUUAUUCAGGAGAAGGUACUGGUACUACAGAAGAUUUAAGUCAUACCGAAUACGUUGUAGAAAAACUAAUGGAAGGUUAUUAUUUCAAAGGCCAUUCAAUCUAUAUGGACAAUUAUUAUAACAGUGUCAAGUUAGCACAUUAUUUAUUAGAAAAACAAACAUACUGUACGGAAAAGAGAGUUGGCGUAGUAAAAUGGAAAGACAGACGAGAUGUGAUCGCAAUAUCUUCAGAACAUUCACACGAUUUGGUCGAGCUUGAACCAUUUGGUGAGACGCUGCACUGUGGCGGUGUGUUUGGUCUAUCUGUGAGUGACUGGAAACCCAUCUUUAUGACUUGCGGUAAGGUUGACCGGACUGUGAAACUGUGGGACUAUAUGAGGCGCACGUUGCUGCUAUCUCAGCACUAUGAUGAGGACGUGCAUGAUGUAGCACUGCACCCAACAGGGUCAUACGCGGUAGUAGCGUUUCAGGACCGAGUCGUGUUCAACGUUAUAUAUGACUCUGAGGCACUCAAACCUCGUCGUGAGUUUCCCGCGGCCAAUUGCUAUUUGGUGCGAUUCAGUUUAUCUGGUCACAUGUUUGCUGUCAUAAACGACUUGGUCGUCGACGUCUAUUGCUCGAUUACAUUCGACAAACGUUUCACGCUUACUGGCCACAAAAACAAGAUCACAGAUUUAGUUUGGGCCAACAACGACUGGAAGUUGGUUUCGUGUGAUAUCGAUGGUCGAGUAUGUAUCUUUAAUUUAUAUACAAAUGAACAUGUGACCAACAUCAAGUUUUGGAAGAAGACAUUUGUUAGCCUAGCUGUAUCGAACAACAUGAAACAAAUCUACACGGUUUCACCUGAUGGCAGAGUCAGGGAGUUAUAUAAUCGAACGGUGAUUCGUGAUAAAGAUUUAAACCAUGGUCCAUUAAAUACUAUAACUCUAUCCCGGACAGAUUUAAUGUUAUUCGUAGCAUGCCAAUACGGUAUCAUAUUGUCCCUGGCAUUGCCAAUCAAGUCACAAAUCAAAUACAAAGAAUUUUGCAUUCACAAUAAAACUAUAUCAAAGAUGCGGUUAACAAACAAUUCUACAUUGAUCACGUGCUCUGUAGAUGGUAGCAUUUGUAUAUGGAAUGUACAAAAUUCCAAGGGAAAGAUUACGCACGCUACUGCAAAAUUUUCAGAUGAUAUUCUCGUUUCAUCUAAUUAUUUGAAGAAUAAAUUUGAGACUGUUUCAAUUUUAAAAUUGAGGUUAAUAGAAUUGGAAAAAAAGAGUGAAAAUGAUAUUGUCCAACUAGAAAAAUCUCACGAAAGACAGUUACGAGAAAUAAAAACCCAACAUUUUAUGAAAAUGGAAUUAGUAAAACAAAAAGAAAAUGAAAUGUAUGCAUUACAUGUUGGUGAUAGAAAAUGUUUAGAAAAUAAAAUCGCUGAUCUAAAGGAACAGCAAGAAACCAAUAUGCAAAUGUUGAAAGAUAGUUACGAGGAGCAGCUUAUAUAUGAAGAUGAAAAAUAUGUUAAGACAGAGAAAGAUAUAUUUAAUAUAAAUAAUGAUUUAAAAAGACAAACAGAAAUAAUUUUGACCACACAUAAGAUAAGUAUGCAGGAAUUAGAAAAAAAAUUUAAAGAAAAUUUAAAGAGAGAAGAGGAAAUUUUCCAAAGAUUCAAAGAUGAGUUAAGCAAAGAAAUGAAUCAGUAUGAAAUUGAGAUCGAUGAAUUUGACUACCAAGGUGAUUGGGAAGUGUAUGGGUUGUUUAAUAAUAUUGUGCCUGAAUAUCAAAAGUUGUCAAAGAAAAUUAAGAAAGUACAAAAGGAAGUCAAUGUAUUAAAAGUUAAAAUUAAAACGGCCAAAAAAGAAGAAGAGGACUUAAAGUUUUUGAUUGAUAAAUUUGAAGAAGACAUUAAAAAAAUGAUAACUGAAGAGAAAAUAUUGGAAAAAGAAAUUGAAGUUAUGGAAAAGGCAUUGAAGGAGUGCAAUGUAACUAUACAAGAUAAAGAUGAGUGGAUGGAUAAUGAGAAAUUGAAUAUGAAAGACGUUGAAUUACAAAUAUUAGUAAUGAGGUUCUAUAAAGAAGAGCAAAUAAAAGUUAUCGAUCCAUUGAAAAUGAAACUUGAUGAUUUAAAAAUAUUCCAAUUGGCGAUGUCGUAUUAUGCACAUGAUAUUGAAAAAUUGACGAUGGAAAAUAACUUGGAAUGUGCUAAGUUAAGACAAAAGAUAAAAUCUAAAAGAAAAGAGUUAAAACAAACUUUAGGAAGAAUCAAAAUAGGGGAAGCGUAUAUUAAAAACUUACAAUUCGAAAUAUACUACAUCUAUAAGGGCAUGGAUAAUGAAAUCAAAUUAAGAGAUUCAAUUAGAAGUUUGCAUCUUAAAUUGACAAAUAUUAAUUGGUCAGAUGGAAUUAAAUCAAGUGACUUAUUAAGACAGAGAAAGUUUUUAGAGACGGCUGUAGCCAAUCUAGAACGCCGUCAAACUGUAGCUGUUGAACGACAGAAUCCUUUGCAAUUCAAUAUUAUUGAGGAAAACCAAUCUCUUAUCCUGGUGGUUAAUAAGUUGAGAAAAGAAGCAAAAACGAAUCAAUGCAAGUGCAAGGAAUUAGAGUGUAUAAUAAAAGGGAAACCCGAAAAAAUAAAAGAGGAAGAGGAGUCAUUUAAAUAUUCUUGUAAUGACGACUGGUCAAUCGACUAA